Messenger RNA from Fusarium venenatum, 1074 nucleotides. NCBI's taxonomy places the organism in Eukaryota, Fungi, Ascomycota, Sordariomycetes, Hypocreales, Nectriaceae. The record is from RefSeq and is a predicted model, not a curated record.
AUGUCUCUGUCUGUCUUCCACCCCUUUGCCCGACUGCCGGUGGAACUGCGACUACAAAUCUGGGAAGCGGCAUGUCUCGUAAUCACUCCCUCCGAUCGCCGCAUGCAGUACGUCGCCGUCCAAGAUGGAGAGGUAGUCCCAUUGCCUUGUAAUUGGCGUCAAUCCGGGGAACAAAUACCUCCGGAAAAGAAAAACAGGUCCGCCUACUUGAUCGACGGCGGCCUUUGGAAAGCGUGCAAAGAAUCGAGGGAGGUUAUCGCUCAACACUCACACUUUUACGAUUGGGUCAGAAUUCAAAAACAAGCCAUCUACGAUGGAGACCGCUUCUCUGAGUGCCCUGCGGACUGGCCUGGGGGACAUGAGUCUGCUCACCCUGCAAUCAUCGAUACAUGCCAAAGCGAAGAAGAGUGCCGUAUGCUCGUCUACCCCGCCAGAGACAUCUUUUGCAUCCAGGUGGAGGAUUGGGUCGCUCUGCCGCAACCACAUUAUGAUCUCGGGGUACAGAUGUUAUUUACCCGUCACAAUGGAGCUUAUUACCAUGAGCUCAUACCUAACAAUAUUGCCCUCGAGUUUGGUCGUAGCUGGCUUACGGAUGUUCCGGACUCCAUUUAUAAGUUGAAAAGGGAGAAUUCUGCGCGGGGGUACUUGUCACAUUUGGUUAGCAUGAAUAACUCGGUUGAAAUUGACGUCGAGGGGAUAUGGAUCAUCGACAAAGAGGCUAAGUGGUUUGCCGGCCUUUCUAAACAUCAUAAUACGGUGUAUCGGGACUGCGAUACGGAGUAUAUCGAGGUCAAGUGGGACGAUGUCGUUAACUAUACAAGCAAUGGGUCAUCGGCUACUGCGUCGAAGUUUAUUCAGAAGCUUGAUCGUCUCUCCCUGUUAGAUUGUUUCCCAUCGCCCGAGAGCUUUGAUCACUUUGCUGAACGGGACGGCCCCCCACCUCAAGACUUCGUUAGACUUCUUGUUCGUCGGGAUAACGAGGUGAAGGAUCCCACGAUAGGCCGCUCCUUCUCUCGCGAUGAGUUCGGCUGGAUCAUUCACAGUGACGAUGAGGAUGAUGAUGAGGAGGAAUAG